Phyllotreta striolata is the source of this 2294-nucleotide messenger RNA. NCBI's taxonomy places the organism in Eukaryota, Metazoa, Arthropoda, Insecta, Coleoptera, Chrysomelidae. The record is from the annotation of a GenBank genome assembly.
UAGGGAAGACAUAUUGCCAGUCGUGCAAGAAAAAAUGCUCGGGAGAAGUUCUUCGAGUACAAGACAAAUAUUUUCACAUGCAAUGCUUCAAAUGCAAAGUGUGUCGAAGUUCCUUAGCUAAAGGUGGAUUUUUCUCCAAGGACGGGGAAUAUUAUUGUACAAACGAUUACCAAAAGAAUUUUGGGUCGAAAUGCGCUAUCUGUAACGAAUAUGUUGAGGGCGAGGUCGUUACUGCGCUAGGAAAGACAUACCAUCAGAAAUGUUUCACGUGUAACAGGUGCAAGCAAAACUUUCCGGCUGGAGAGAAAGUUACCUAUACCGGCAAAGAGGUGCUCUGCCCGAAAUGUGUUCAAGUACCAGUACCUCAGACUACUUCAAAAAGUAGCCCAACUACAAACAAUGCUAACGCCAGCGCCAAUGAAUGCGCAGGCUGCAAGGAAGAACUGAAGGAGGGUCAAGCGCUGGUCGCUUUAGAUCGCCAAUGGCAUAUUUGGUGCUUCAAGUGCAGUACAUGCGGCGUAAUAUUGCAUGGCGAAUACAUGGGAAGAAACGGAGUACCGUAUUGCGAAAGGGAUUACCAGAAGCAGUUCGGCGUUAAAUGCGCUUACUGCAACAGAUUCAUCAGCGGUAAAGUUUUACAGGCUGGCGAUAACCAUCAUUUCCACCCUACUUGUGCUCGUUGCACCAAAUGCGGGGACCCGUUCGGAGACGGGGAAGAGAUGUACUUGCAAGGCGGUGCUAUUUGGCAUCCCAGAUGCGGCCCUGGACCUACAGAGAACGGGGAGAUCCUGAACGGAACUGGCGAAGCAAACGGCCAUUGCACCGAUACUGAUAUAUCGAUCAGAGAUUUCGAUAGACAUAGCACUUCUGGUGCUAGUGAACUUCAGUUUUCCAUGAGAUCGCGCACUCCUAGCUUGAACGGUUCAUUAUAUAGUCCUACAAGCAUGUCUAGGAAGAUGUACAGUUAUAGAUCACCGUCGCCGGGUUUAAUAUUAAGAGACCACAACAAAUCAGCUAAUUUCAUGGACGAUAUAUCCAGAAUAUACACGUAUAGUUACCUAACCGACGAGCCAGGUUACCUAAGAAAACCUAUCCACCCGUACGAUAAAGCACCCACUUCGCCGCAUUUCCACAGACCGACUUCUCAAAACUCGUUGCGUAGCAGUUCGGGUUCGGGCAGACGGAGCACAUCGAGGUCCGGUAUGAAGGUAUUAGUCGAUUCCAUACACACCGAAGUGCCCAGACCGAAGUCGCCGCACAUGAACAACGAGGAGCCCAUCGAGUUGGCCCAUUUCCCGGGGGCCAAACCGCCGCCGCCCGGCGAGCCGUCGAAGAUCGAACGCGACGAUUUUCCGGCGCCUCCGUAUCCUUACACCGAUCCCGAGCGCCGGAAACGCUGGUCCGAUUCGUACAAAGGUGUGCCGUCAGAUGAAGAUGAAGUGGACAAUGCCAAGGAGGGCGAUAUUCAAGAUGAGAAAUUGAAGAAAGAAGAGAACGAGCUGAGUAAAAUCGCUAGUGGUAUAGGGAAGGUUUUCUUGAAGAACGUGCAGGAAAGAGAGAAGUUCAAGCAAUGGAAAGCUGCUAAUUUGGAUCCUAGGAAUGCAUCUAGAACUCCUUCUGCGAAUAAAGAGCCGAACUAUAGAUUCAGAUACGACAAUCCUAUUGGUGCUAGUCCUUCAAGAAAUUUAGAUCAUCCCAGACCAUUUGAUGAUGAACUGGAAUUCGAUAGGUCUAUGAGUUGUCGUUCGUCUAUGGGCAGAUCAGUCGGUGCUAUACCUAAUUACAAUAUAGUUUCAUCUUUACGAACAGUACCUAAACCCGGUUACGGACUUAAAUCCUCCACUUUAUCCAGUAGACAAGAAUUUGGUGAUUAUCCGUUUAGCGGGAUGGGUACUAAAACUUACAGCUCUGACUUCAGUUGCGGAAAAUCCGAUAUUUCAACAGGUUCCAUAACGGACGUGGAACGACGCGCAGUGCACUGCGAGAUGCCCGUUUCGACGACGUACACCGGCCCGUUCGUUCGCUAUCCCACGGGAUACGCGUCCCAACAGGUGAGACGUUCCUUGCCCAACAUGGCGCAUUCGAUGCUGAUAAACGAACCGGCGAAAAUCUAUCCCUAUCAUCUGUUGGUAGUCUCUAAUUUCCGCCUGCCGUCGGACGUCGAUCGAAUGAACUUGGAGAGACAUUUGUCCGAUCAAGAGUUCGAGGCGUGUUUCGGCGUGGCGAGAUCGGAUUUCUACCGCAUGCCGCAGUGGAAGAGGAGCGACAUGAAGAGGCGGGUUCGCUUAUUUUAA